Messenger RNA from Rhagoletis pomonella (apple maggot), 1617 nucleotides. RefSeq names its product protein kinase C and casein kinase substrate in neurons protein 1 (gene Synd). The coding region runs from base 32 to 1489 and encodes 485 amino acids. The record is from RefSeq and is a predicted model, not a curated record. Gene Ontology annotation, cellular component: endosome; cytoplasm; plasma membrane. Gene Ontology annotation, biological process: plasma membrane tubulation; cytoskeleton organization; regulation of endocytosis. NCBI's taxonomy places the organism in Eukaryota, Metazoa, Arthropoda, Insecta, Diptera, Tephritidae. Gene Ontology annotation, molecular function: protein binding; phospholipid binding. The transcript has 9 exons.
AAACUGCUGUUUUUUUAUAAUUUUAUAGGUCAUGUCGCAUCACAGCGAUGAUCACCUUCUGCAGGCAGGAAGUGAUUCUUUCUGGGAACCUGGCAAUUAUAAACGCACCACCAAACGUAUCGAAGACGGAUACAAGCUUUGCAAUGACUUGCAGACUCUAAUACAAGAACGUGCUGAUAUAGAAAAGGGUUACGCAAAGAGUUUACGUGCGUGGUCGAAGAAAUGGGGUGAACUAAUCGAGAAAGGUCCCGAAUAUGGUACUACGGAAGCUGCAUGGAAAAGCGUACUCACCGAAUCUGAACGCAUCAGUGACGUACACAUGAAGAUCAAAGAAAAUUUAUGCAACGACGUGAGCAGCCAAAUAAAAGGUUGGCAAAAGGACAAUUAUCAUCACACGCUUAUGCAAAUCAAGCAACGCAAGGAUAUGGAAGAUUUGUUUAAGAAGGCGCAAAAGCCCUGGGCUAAGUUGCUAGCAAAAGUAGAGAAGACAAAGUCUGAUUACCAUGCUGCCUGCAAAACGGAGCGCAGUGCCACCAAUCAAGAACGGAAUGCCACGGCGGAUAGUUCACUGUCACCGGACCAAGUCAAAAAAAUGCACGAUCGUGUUCAGAAAACUAAAGAUCAAGUUGCAAAAUGUCGGGAGAAAUACGAGCAGGCCAUCGCAGAGAUUACCAAAUAUAAUUCGGUAUAUAUCGAGGAUAUGACUUCAGUGUUUGAAAAGUGCCAAGCCAUGGAGAGGACACGAUUGGUCUUCUUUAAAGAUGUUCUAUUCAAUAUUCACGCGUGCCUGGACCUCACCAAGGUGCAAUGUCUGCCGCAAAUAUACGAAGAGUUCUAUCACACCAUAAAUAAUGCAGAUCAGCAGAAGGAUCUGAAGUGGUGGUCAAAUAAUCACGGUGUAAAUAUGGCUAUGAAUUGGCCCUCAUUUGUCGAAUACACCGAAGAGUUCAGAGAUAUAGCAAAGGGCAGCAAAUCAAAGGAGGCUCUUCCAGCAGCAGCAAUCACACUUAUCAAUCAGCGUCCUGUUUCUGAGGACCCGCAUGAAUAUAACACGAAUAGCUUAAAGAAAUCAUCGGCAAAUUCGAGCAAAUCUAGUGGAAAAUCCAUGCCACAAGAAUCUGCGUCUUCGCCUACAACAGCGACAGCGUCAUCGGCUGCGGCGAUCGGUAAAAGCGCAAAUGCAGCAUCGGCUUCAAACAAUCGCAAUUCAAGCGUAACGAAUGGGAAUGGCAAAUCCGACGUCAAUCCAUUCGAAGAAGAGGAGGAAUGGGAUGAAGGCGAUAACGUGUUGGUGGAUAAUGGAGAAAAAGGUGUACCAGUCAAGGCUUUAUAUGACUAUGAAGGCGCAGAAGAUGAUGAGCUAACAUUUAAACAAGGUGAUGUCUUCGAGAAGCUUGAAGAUGAAGAUGAACAAGGUUGGUGCAAGGGACGUAUGAAUGGGCGCGUUGGGCUUUAUCCGGCAAAUUAUGUGGAACCACUACAUACGUAAAUAAAAUCAAAUCAUUUUUGAACUAAAAAAAAAAUUAGUAAAAAUUAAAAGCCAACCCGGGAAAAUUUAGGAAAGCCAAACAUGCUGCAUUCAUUUAACUCAACGCAAAAUAUAUUUAAAUUAUCAUA